GAUCCUUUGUAGUUAAAUAAUUUUGUUUACAUUUUAUGCUUAGAAUUUGUACUUAUGAAGGGAAGGAAAAUUUACUUAUGAUCUAAAUUACAAGCUUAAUUGAUAAAUCUUGAGAAAGCAGUAGAUUGAUUUCUAGAUUGCUACUCCAUGGGAAUUGAAAGAUAAAUAAUUAGGAUCUUAUGGAAUGAUGGUGUGGAUUCUAAUACCUUAGUUAUUUUUCUUAUAAAUUUAAAUCUUAAUUUCAGUUUAUUGUCAUUUCCGUAUUUGUUUUAUGCUUUAUUUAAUUUUCUUUAUGAACAAACAAAUCACCAUUUAAAUCAACUAGGUUGGCAAUGAAAUUAACUUGGGUAUAAUUGGUUUUCUAUCUUUACACGCAAUCCCUUGGGUACGAUCUCGCUCUUACACGCUUAUGCUAUAUUCGAUUCGUGCGCUUGCGAGUUUAUAAAUUUUAAAAGAAACCUCUUUUGAGGCACAACAUGUUGUUCCCUAACCACACUAAUAAAAAUGGUGCCAUGUCAACUGGUUCAUUCCCGUGCAUUUGUUGCUAACUUUGAUUGAUUAUUAUUGAACUAAUUAUCUCACCACUGUACCAGCGUAAGAACCACUGCGGGAAUUGUUUGACCCUGAGGGAGAUGACCAAGGUUGAGAUUCUGGUAUUAGGCUCCGGUUCAAUUUUAAGUGGCGAAAACCAAGAACCGAACCUAUUCAAGUCAAAACCUAUUUUUUCAGUUUGGUUUACCGAUUUAUCGGUUUAUGAAAUGUCCUUAAUAAAUUUCGAUUAAUUGGAUUUUUUUUGUUAUUAAAAGUUUUUUAAACUUGGAAUUUUCUGAUAAAAUAACAAAACAUGAAAGUUUUUUAUAUGAAAAACAAAACUUUAUUUUGGACCACACCCAGAUUCCGGAUGAUGUCAAGAAUCCAUACCGAAUAACCCAUGCCAACCAUCCACUGCCAAUUUCAUCCAAAAACUAUCCACCGUCAGAUCCCACCCAAACCCACCAAUCCGUCACCAAUCCGCUUGAACCAGCUUACCUCAUCUCAACCGUCGAUUCCUAAGCGUUCUCAAACCCAAUCCCACGGCCGAAGCCACACUCCAAGUCAGCGAUCCGCGUGAAAGCUCAAUACCCAAUAGAAUCCAACCCUCGGCAUAUAUAAAUAUACUUCCUUCCUCACUACUCAGUCAUCACAAAAAAUAUCCCAACUCUCAAAUCCAUUUCGUAAAAUCCCCAAAUUCCCAACCUCAAACCUUUCUCUCACAACUCCAACAAUGGCGCCCAAAGCUGAGAAGAAGCCGGCCGAGAAGAAGCCUGCUGAGGAGAAGAAGUCCACAGUCGCUGAGAAAGCCCCGGCGGAGAAGAAGCCCAAGGCCGGCAAGAAGCUCCCGAAGGAAGCCGGAGCCGCCGCAGGAGAUAAGAAGAAGAAGAGAUCGAAGAAGAGCGUAGAGACCUACAAGAUCUACAUCUUCAAGGUUCUGAAGCAGGUCCACCCUGAUAUCGGGAUCUCCAGCAAGGCCAUGGGCAUCAUGAACAGUUUCAUCAACGACAUCUUCGAGAAGCUCGCUCAGGAGUCUUCGAGGCUUGCGAGGUACAACAAGAAGCCGACGAUUACUUCUCGGGAGAUUCAAACUGCUGUGAGGCUCGUGCUUCCCGGUGAGCUCGCCAAGCACGCCGUUUCUGAAGGGACCAAGGCGGUGACCAAGUUUACAAGCUCUUGAAGGGCGUUGUUGGGCUGUGGAUUGGAAUGGCUGCUCUUUGAUUAGGGUUAGGGUUGUAAUUAGUAAAUGUGUAUUUUUCGUUCCUGCUCUGGUUCAUAUAAUAUUCGGUGUUCUGCCUAUAUGUUGUUGGAUUGUGUAGGAUUUUUUGAUUGGGAAUCCUACCGUAUGGCAUUUUAUACAAUGCGUGUGAUUUUUGACCCAAUUUUUUUUCUAUCUAGUGCUUCAAUUUUGUGAAAGAUUGGGUUUUUAUGUUAUUCUGCUCUUAGUGCUCAUGUCGUAGAAUGCCAUUUGUUCUUCGUUUUAUAGAGAUUUUGGUUCUCAGUA
Messenger RNA from Prunus avium (sweet cherry), 2035 nucleotides. RefSeq names its product putative histone H2B.1. Gene Ontology annotation, cellular component: nucleosome. The record is from RefSeq and is a predicted model, not a curated record. Gene Ontology annotation, molecular function: structural constituent of chromatin; protein heterodimerization activity; DNA binding. NCBI's taxonomy places the organism in Eukaryota, Viridiplantae, Streptophyta, Magnoliopsida, Rosales, Rosaceae.